AUGGCUCAUUGUAGCCAUUAGUUUUAACUUUUCCUCUACUCUCUUGCGAUCAUUUAUAGUAUUGGUGAAUAAUCUAUCACCACCCCCAAAAUACUCGGAAAUUUGAAACAACUCUAAUGAAAGUAAGGAUAACUUCUAAUUUUAUUAUAAAAAGAAGAAUUUGUAAGUUUUCAUAAAUUAAUGGUGGUAAUAAAACAAGUUGUUGGAAGAAGAUUACUUGUGGAUCUUAUACCACUACCUAAUACAACGUCUUAAACAAAAGUCAACUCAUUGGUUUGAAGUUUGCGUCAUCCAACCAUACUUUAUGUUUAGAAUGAAUGAUAAUAUUGCGUGUCAUGAAGAUUCAAACAUACGAUCACUUGGUCAAACCAGUUGUGAUACCAUGUCACAAACCAGUUGGUCUCAACUCUCAAUAACUUGAGUUAUUGAGAGAUGUUAAUAUACGAAUCUUAACUCGAGUUAUAAAUUGAACUUCUACCAUAUUGUCAAAAAUAGAAGCUCAGUUUGUACCAUGAAAUAAUUUGCAUCACUAUAUGUUAUGGUACAAGUUCAGUUUGUAUCAUAACAUAAAUAUAAAAAUCCAGUUCAUAUCAUAAACAAAUAUGUAGUUUGUAUUAUGGUACUAUUAUUGUCUUUGUAACGUAAAUGAAUUUUUACGAGAUAAAGUAUAGCAACCAACGAAAUUUGUACCAUAUCAUAAACCAACUAAUCUCAAUACUCAAACUAGUUAUGAUAUCAUGUCACAAAUCAGUUUGUCACAUGCCAUCUAAUGAACAAAUUAGUUUCGAUACCAUAUCAUAAACCAACUAAUCCCACUAAUUCAAAUAAUUAAAAAAAAUUAAUUAUGUAUAUUAUACCGUUAACAUUUAAUUUUGAAUUUAACAAACAAACACAUCCACUUAUCUUUAUCCUUUUUUUCCCCUUAAAAUUGGUGGACGUUUCUUCCCGUUCCUUUUGAUUUUGUCCGUAUGUAUCCUUUUGGGAAUCACUUCAGCUAAAUUUACAGACUACUGCGCCGCGGAGCCCAUUAUCUUUCCCAAUCUCCAUUCCUCCCCCUCCCUCUCUCUCAAAAAAGAAGAUGGAGGGCUCAUUCGUAAAUCCAUACUCGUCUGCUGCGUUUAGCUUCUUCCUCAGCAUUAUCAUUGCCGGGGCGACGACUUCCGGCAGUUCUUAUUCAGCCGCUAGUACUCCGACAUGUGAUUUCCCGGCGAUUUUCAACUUCGGGGACUCCAACUCCGACACGGGCGGGUUGUCCGCCGCGUUUGGCCAGGCGGGCCCUCCAGCCGGCGAGACUUUCUUCCACCAUCCCGCCGGCCGCUACUCCGACGGCCGCCUCGUCAUCGACUUCAUUGCACAGGAACUGGGUUUACCUUACCUGAGUGCGUUCCUUGAUGCAAUCGGCAGCAAUUUCACCCACGGCGCCAAUUUCGCCACCGCCGGAUCCACCAUCCGCCCACAAAACACCACCCUUCAGCAGAGCGGCUUCAGCCCCAUCGCCCUCAACGUACAGGGCUACCAGUUCCACGACUUCCUCAACCGCUCCCAGCUCGUCCGCUCCAGAGGAGGAGUCUACGAGAAGCUUCUCCCGAAACCAACAUCCUUCGCCGGCGCGCUCUACACGUUCGACAUCGGCCAGAACGACCUCACCGCCGCCUACUUCCUCAACAUGACCACUCCGCAAGUCGUCGCCGUCAUCCCCGACGUCCUCUCCCAAUUCAAAGCCGUCGUGAAAGCCAUCUACGACCAGGGCGGGCGCCACUUCUGGAUCCACAACACCGGGCCCUUCGGCUGCCUGGCCUACGUCCUAGCCCGCGUCCCCACGGCCCAGUUCGACGAAGCGGGCUGCGGGGUCCCCUUCAACCGCGUGGCCCGGAUUUUCAACCGUGGGCUCAAGAAGACCGUGGGCCAGCUGAGGAAUGAGCUGCCCUUAGCGGCCGUCACUUACGUCGACGUCUACAAGGUCAAGUACGAGCUCAUUCGACACGCCAAACUACACGGGUUCAACGAGUCGAUAAGGGCGUGUUGUGGGUACGGCGGAGAGUACAAUUACAGCAGGGAAAUUGGGUGUGGAGGGAAGAUGAAGAAGAAGAACGGUGUUGAAGUUGAGGCUAAAUCGUGCAAAGACCCAUCUCGAUACGUGAAUUGGGAUGGAGUGCAUUACACCGAAGCAGGCAACAAAUGGAUUUUCGACCAAAUUGUGGGCGGCAGAUUCUCAGACCCUCCACUCCCUCUGCGUAUGGCUUGCUAUAGGAAGGAGUAGAAAAAUAGACACAUCAUUAUGAG
This is a messenger RNA of Linum trigynum, 2283 nucleotides long. NCBI's taxonomy places the organism in Eukaryota, Viridiplantae, Streptophyta, Magnoliopsida, Malpighiales, Linaceae. The record is from the annotation of a GenBank genome assembly.